This is a messenger RNA of Mycena citricolor, 1164 nucleotides long. Lineage: Eukaryota; Fungi; Basidiomycota; Agaricomycetes; Agaricales; Mycenaceae. The record is from the annotation of a GenBank genome assembly.
AUGAUGGUGCGCGUCAAGAAGCUAGACAUCUCCUACUUUCAGCCGUGCACUGCGGAAAUAAGCACUGACCUCAACUGGCAGCAGUCCGCCGUCAAGGCUCAAAUCCUCACCAUGUCCGUACUCGAGAUCCACGUGUCCAUCCUCGGCUACAGAGAAACGCAGUGCGACGUGCUCAUCCGGAAACCCAUCCCCGCCAAUGUCGCGAACAAUCUGCCGCUCCUCGACGCGUUCGCGCAGACGUCCACGAUGGCGAUCGGCUUCGAUAUGAAGCACUCGCAGCGGUGGGAGUGCGAGCAAUGCGGCAAGCCCGCAUCUGAAACGUGGCUGGAUCCGCGGCCGACGAUCACUCCCGCUCAGUCGCUGGUGACUCUAUACGUGAGGGUGGCCCACCUGUGCCCAUCGUGUCAUGCUGCGGUCGAGACAGGCAUUCGAGACCGGCGCGCCAAAGCUAAAUCCGAAGCAGAAACCUCGUCCCCGCGCAUUGACGGUCCCAGCACCGCUCAAAUUGAAGUGACCCCUGGAGGCGACUCCCAUCCGUCCUCGAAACCUCCCGCUCCCCGGCCGAUGGCUGCAGCGAGCACUAAUUGCAAGCUGACACGAUAUUGCAGACAGCGGACUGGACGCGGCACGGGAAGGUCUAUCUGCAAAACGAUCACGGAGGUGAAGUGGCUCAACUGGGAGGACUCUAGCGAUCCCAGUUAUCGAAUGCCAGGGUCCUUUGAUUGAAGAAGGGACAUCGUUCCAGUAAUGAAAACGGAUGUCAUAGGAGGGGGUAUCUCUGGAUGCCGGACAACAUCUAUUUACGACGAAAUCAGCUUGUGUACGCUGUCAGCAAGUCUACAGGGGCUUCCAAUCAGGGAUCAAUGACUAUUUCGUCUCCGAUAGAAGCAGCUACGCCGCAAUUUUGCUUCGAGUAGUCAAUGAAGCCCCCAAUAUUCUCAUCAUGUUCCUUGGAUCUCUUCUAAAGCGCGCUCUCAUAAUGGCCACCGCCAUCAAUGUGGAAGAUAUCGGGAUCCAGAUUUUCGAAUUGAUUCACACAUACACACCUACUUGCUCCCCGUACUUCGUUCUGUGACCUCUAGGACGGGGACUUGGUCGGACACCGCUGCUGAAAGCUCCAGUGAAUCCCCAGGGAUUGGCUCCAAGGCCCCGAGGUAAAGCCGC